Messenger RNA from Uranotaenia lowii, 2151 nucleotides. Its product is annotated as low density lipoprotein receptor adapter protein 1-like. Bases 959 to 1927 code for a protein of 322 amino acids. Lineage: Eukaryota; Metazoa; Arthropoda; Insecta; Diptera; Culicidae. The record is from RefSeq and is a predicted model, not a curated record. The transcript is spliced from 4 exons.
CCAAGCGGACAGGCAGUAAAUCAACGGACGCCGCGAAAAACCGCGAUCGAUCCGAUUCUCGCGAUCCAUUCAUUACGAUCUUGAUCGUCGACACGAGCGGACGCGGUAUUUUCCUUUUUAACUACUCCUGUACGUAGUUUGUACGUUUGUUUUCAAAGUACAAGUGUGAAGUGUUUGGUUCUACAUUUUUUGGAGUGCGGAAUUUUUUUGUACAGAACGCGCUGAGCUGUUUCCGGUUGCUGUGCACGAUGCCAACUGUCUCAAGAGAGUUAGUUGCUUUAUAAAGUUUACCCUUAAAACCGCGUGGGGACAAGCCAGUGUUUGAUGGCGUGGUGAUCAUCGAUCGAUUUGGUUCGGAAUCCGAACGAUUGAAAUUGAAAGCAAACUUCCAAUAGCCGAUCACGAUCAACCGAGAAGGGUCCAAUACCUCAGCUAUUGACCGAUAGUGCAGAAAAUUGGACCGUUCGCAUAAUCGCCGAUAUAUAACAUACAAAAAUAGACUUUUUUGGACUCUAACAGAUAUACAACACGUUUGAAUGGUAGUCCGAAUGAAUGAAGAACCCGGAUCGCACAGAAAAACUAAUUUUUGGACAGAAGGAAAAAUAACACUUGGAAAAGACACAUUCACCAGUGAUUUGUAGUUGGAAAAACCACGUGUAUAGAGAGUGAGACGAGUUUUCAUACAAGUCACCCGAAGAGACUCCUACUCAGCUCCUGGGGCCAGCCGAAGACAGUUUGGACGAUACGAAUCCAAAAAAAGUGUUGAGUGCGGUAAUAAUUACGGUUGUGCUUCUGUGGGUGGAAAAUUAUUCCUGCUUUUUUAUUGCUUUUGGCUCAGUUUUGGAAAAGGUUCGUGCUCUGGGUGUUCGUGUGUAACUGCUAGCUAGCUGUUGCUGUUCUGGUUCAGUCGUUUCGUGGACUUCGAGUGGCCAUUCUCCUGCUGCUACUGCUGGCGAAGAUGGCCUUUUUCAAGAGCAUUUGGAAAAACAAUUCCAAACAUAAAAAGCUUUGCGAGGAGCUGGCCCUUGCCAACAGCAUCCGUGACUUUUCGGAUAACAGCGAGGAUCUGCUGGAGGAUGGCAACAGUAGUGAUGCCAUUGGCGGAGGUUUCGACGAUGCUAUCACCUACACAGUUAAAUACCUUGGUAACACAACGAUCCCCACGCCAAGAUCGGACAGUUCCACAUCGGACGCCGUCAAACGUGUCAUAACGACGGCCAAAGGAUGCAAAAAGUUGCAACGGGUAACGCUUUCCAUUUCCCCGAAAGGGAUCGAGAUACUGGACCAGAUCACUGGAGAAGCUAUCCAGAAGGUUUCGAUCUACAAUAUCUCGUAUUGCUCGGCUGACGCGUCUCACGAUCACGUGUUCGCCUUUGCCGCCAUCACUCAAAGUCCGGAAGCCGAGGUCAAGGAGAUGUGCUUCCGUAAGGAGGUUCACGAGGUCGAUUUCGAAGGCCCCCUAGUGUGCUACGCCUUCCUCUGCCAAAAGCGAAAAAUGGCACAAACCGUAACAUUGACCGUGGCUCGGAGUUUCGAACGUGCAUAUCAGAUCUGGCAAAACAAACAGUUUCACGCGGAACGGAAAAGGAAGGAGCUGAACAAGCUCAACUCCAACAACCGAACUCAUCACAGUGGUAAUGUCGUCGACAGCUCUUCUGCAACCGGUACAACCUCUAGUAAUACACCGCAGCAUCACACAAGAGCUCCCAGUGAAUCCGACUGUCCAAGCUUGUUGAUCGACUUUAACUCCGACUUGACGGCAGAGAUCUGUGCCAAGGAUCAUCGCGGACUACUGCAGAAUACUUGGGUGUCAUUUGAAGAUGAUCAACAACCGCAAGAAUUCUUCGCAGUGCCAAACCUGAACGCAACCGGUCGAAGUGGACCCACUGGUAGCGGUUGGAGUAGGACGGCCAUUUGCUCAAACUAAACAAUGAGUGUUAAUUUCUUAACGAUAUCAUUAUGCUAAAGGAUAAUUUUAUUUUUGUUUAAAUAAAAAGAAACGGGCCCACACCUUCUAAUGGAUAAGGCUGCAUCGAAGUGGCGCUGACGAAGUGUACCUUUAUUAUUUUUCUCUCUCAUGAUAUUGUUAAGUGCUAGUUUUAAUUGUGAUAUUUUCUCGGUUUUAAAUAUAUUGAUUUGAAAAUGGUUAAA